ACGAUUGUGAUUGCUGCUGCUGCUGCUUUUGCUGCUUGGCCGCUUGUGCAUCAACGGCUCGAUCGACAGCCAUCAGCAGAUCCCCUCGCUGCAUCGACGAUUGCGACCGGCUGUCAAGCAGAUCCGUCUUCCAGCUUCGCGCUCCAUCCUUCCGCGUCCGCCAUCGUCCCUGCAGCUGGAGCCUCAUCUCCCCAACCCCGACCCUAAACGUCAGAAGUGAACAAACCUCGGGCCGCCUUCAAACAUCUUGCACGUGGGUCCAUCUCAUCAUAACAAGAGGCCAUGGCCAGUGCGCCGUCCCCUAGAGUGCGUCCGCGCGCUGAUGCGGAUCACACAGGCUAUCGGUCGUCCUCAACGCAGGGCGUGGCGAGCGGUGCUUCGACCUACGAGCAAGGAUCGGUAGCAUCGCACGCCUCCUCAUCUGGCCUGCAAGGAGCGGGACCGAUGAGCAGCCAUACGUCUAGCGGUGUGCACAGCGCGGUCAGCGGAUCUCGCAACCACAUUCCUCUUUCUCUUGCCGAUGCCCUAGCUCGAGCCGGGGACGAUAUGACGCGUGCGCUGGACGAAGUGCUGGCAGAGCGCAACAAGUACUGUCUGGAAGCAGCCAAGCUGUCGGGCGAGAAUAUGCGCAUCUGGAAUCUGCUGGGUCGUAUUCGCAAGGAGAAUGAGACGCUGAAAGCGCUCCAUGGCGGACCGUCUCGGAGCGGAUCACAGGUCAGCUCCGUAGCCGCCGCUGCCGCAGGACAAGCAGUCAGUGCUUCGGAAUCGAGGCUCAAGACACUCCACAAUGAAAGCGCAGCUGGGGCAGGACUCGAGGGCUCAGCGCGCUCAGCCAGUCUGGACAUCUCGGACAAGUCAGCUGGCAAUUCAUUGGCAGUCCGGCCGGGCAGGUCGAGCAAGCGUCCUUCUACUGGGGACAGCACCAAGCCAGCGUCUAGAGACGGCGCCACCUUUUCGGCCCGAUCACCAGUCGCGUCCACCGCGCAUGCUGGCCACGCUCAUACGAGCAGUGCAGGUGCCGCAACGCCGACCGCGACCACCUUUGGCUUCCAAUCGACGGCCGACUCUGGUCGGCACAAUAUUGGCGGGGACAGCUCACACAGCGAGGCGGAUCUAUCGAUGGCCAGCACCAGCGCGACGCACGAUUCCAUCAUGGCUCAGCGUGCCGCUGCGCAGAAGCGAUCGGAGGCUCCCGAGUCGUCCGAAGAUGCUAUCAGGGCCGGUGGAGAGGAUGUGGAAGAUUUUGACGCGGUAGAUGGGUCGAGCAUUGGAGAUGACACUGCAGAUCGGUCGGCGCCUGGAAGUGCAUCCAUGCAUACGCCUCGACAAGCGCCCUCCCAAAGCUCUCCAUGGCAGUCUAGGCUGCAGGCUCCAGCCGACAUUACCGGACCAUCAUCGAUGUCCACCAGCCCCAGCAUGAGUGAUGCGGAUCGAGGAGACGCAGCGCACCAAACGGCACCAACGUCUGCCCGUAUGUCAUCGCCGCUGCUCGAUGCGGCCACGCUUCAAAGAGUCAAACUGCACGUGGAAAGCUCUAAGCUGCGGCCAAAUGAGCGUGGCCGAGAGUUGAUCACCUUUGUUAUAGCAGUCGAGAUCCGCCAAUCCAAUCCGCAGAGCUCUGCCAGGAACUCUGCUCACGGGCCGCUCACUGCCUGGAAGGUGGAAAAGCUGUAUUCGAACGUGUUGUCACUCGAUGCCAGGUUGAAGCAAAAGCACGGAAAGGCAGCGGCGAGGCACUUGAGCUCGGCCCAGCUCCCUGAUCGGGGACUGUUCAGGGAUCAUGCGCCAUCGAAGGUGGACCAACGCAAAGCGAUCCUCGAGUAUUACCUCCAAACGCUCUUGACCGCAGAGCUCUCAGACAUGAGCGAUGUGUGCACAUUUCUGUGCACCGAUGUGAUCCCGCCCAAAGCCCGCGAUCCUGAGGCGAUCGCGAUGGAAGGGUUCUUGACAAAGAAGGGUCAGAACGUUGGCAAAUGGGUGACGCGCUACUACGUCGUUUCGGACGAUCGUCUCAUCUAUUACGAUCAGCCUGGCGGCACGCAGUUGGGUGCAAUCAGCAUCGCUGGUGCGCAGAUAGGCCGUCAACAACGAAGCUCCUCUGCAGAGAUGGAUGAGAAUUCAUACCGGCACGCCUUCCUGAUUCUCGAGACGCGUCCACCUCUGACGCGAAGCGAGGCUGCCCAGGCUCCUGUCCGUCAUGUGCUGUGCGCCGAAAAUGACGCGGAGCGCGACGAGUGGGUCGACGUCCUCGUACGCGCUGUUAGCCACAUCGAUAGAUGCAAGGUCGCGCGGGAGCAAGCUGCGAGGCUCGCGCGAGACCCUGCCACCACUGCUGCCGCUGGUGGAGCGUCUGGCUCGGCACCGCCCGGGACUGGCGCAUCCUUGGCCGAUCGCUCAAAUACUUCGCGAUCCGGCUCGCUAGGCGAGCAUGGGAGGCCUGGAGUGGUUCCGAUGAGCCCGCCAAGCCAUGGAACCAUUGCUAGUCGGAGGGUUGUGCAAGAUCAGUCUUUCGAUACUGGGCGCACCUACGCCCCUGGCUCAGGCGCUUUGUACCAGCAGCAACCACCAAGCCAAGCGACAAGCUCGCAACAGAAUCAAAGGACGCCGUUGUACUCACAGCCGUCAGGGCAGGAUGGACUUCCACCGCGCAAAGGUAGCUGGGACGUUGCUGCUGGCUUGCAACCAGCAAAUCCGCUCAGCAACUCACCCGCUGUAGCAUCGCCCCGAUCGCGCGGAGCCAAUCUACCAAGGGGAGCAAGCGCGCAGCAAGAGAUCGGCAGCUCGGCCUUUCCCGGUCCUAGCGCCUCGGCCCAGCAGCUCAACGCAGCGGCGUCGCUCUUGCCGGCUACGAGUGCGGCUGCCGGUCGAGCUGGCGAGAAUGCCAACAGAGCCAGCAUGAGACCGGCCAUCAGCAGGCCUAUGAACGGCCAACCGAUACCUGCCGGUGCGCGUUUUGGCAGCAAAGACGAUAGCAUGUCGUCGGUCGACGGUACUGUGGUUUCAAUUUCUUCCAAGGGACAAGACGCGCCAGGCAAAAAGCCGCGCUUCUGGCACCGCUUUGGUAACAGCGACAAAAGUGCUCCGGCGGAACCUCGACCUGUUUUCGGUGUCCCGUUAGAGGAGGCUGUGGCCAUCUCGAAGAGCGUAGAGGGCUUGGAGCUGCCCUCGGUCAUUUUCAGGUGCAUACAGUACCUCGAGAAACGUAGAGCCGCUGACGAAGAGGGCAUCUACCGUCUGAGUGGAUCUUCCGCCGUGAUCAAGGCUUUGAAGGAUCGUUUCAAUGCGGAAGGCGACGUGGAUCUCCUGGCUACUAGUGAGCCUGCGCACGACGUUCACGCUGUAGCCGGAUUGCUCAAAACUUUCCUCAGAGAACUUCCAGCGCACGUACUCACUCGCGAGCUACAAGCGGACUUUAUGCACGCAAACGACAUUGCUGAUCGUCGGGAGCGGGUCAACGAGCUCGGCGCAUUGGUAUCGUACCUCCCCUUGGCGAACUACUCUUUGCUCCGCGUACUCUGCAGCCACCUCAUCAAGAUCAUCGAGCGCUCCGAUGUCAACAAGAUGAACAUGCGCAACGUAGGAAUCGUCUUUAGUCCUACCCUCAACAUUCCUGCCGGCGUCUUUUCAUUAUUUUUGACAGAGUUCGAUUGGAUUUUCUACACGGGCGCAAAGGGCGAGCCAGCACCGCGACACAUGGAAGAAGACAUCCAAGCUCCAGAUAGUGGCGAGCUCGGCACACCGUACUUUCCCGCUCAGCAAUUGGCGUCUGAAGGCCCGAGCGCCUCGUCCAGCGAGAGCGAGACGUACGAAAUGAGUCCACCUCAGGUCAACAGAAAUUUGGAUCCGCAGAGCUCGCUCAAGGGUAGAAGGAACCGAAGCUCAUGGAUCAAAGGCGGACAGCUGCACAUGGGCGACGGUCACAUUGUGACCACCAAUCAACAAAUGCACCGAAACAACCGCAACUCGCUGCAGUACGAUGAUGAAGAAGCGAAUCGGCUGCUAGGCCCGCAAGGCCCUGGGCGACUAAUGUCUCAUCGCGAAGCGGAUGAGAGUGGCGCUCUUGGGCUAUCAAAUCCUCAGGAUGAUUCCAUGUACGAAGCGGCAGACUUUGGAGGGCUGGAUGAAGAUGAAUACCCAGAUACUGCUCUCGGUGGUGCGAGCGGCGGCAUCUCGACCGGAUUUGCUGGCAGCGGCGUUCCGCACUCCCCUCAUCCUUAUGCUUACUCUCAACAACAGACCUUGGGUCUCAACGUUGCCCAAAAUUCAUCGAUACCUCCGAGCCCUGCAGGCAGUGCUCGCUCCCCACGGACCACGGCUAGAGGGCCGGGGGACCCCCAAGCACCUUCACCUCGGACACCUGCCUUUCCGCGCUCUCCACCGCCAGCAGCUUGAGCCAAGGCGAGCUUGAACCUUCUCGCAGCGCUUUUGUGCUCGCGUGUGCUCCAACCUGCUCCGAACAUGCUUCAUAUCGCUGCCCUUCCUUUACCGUGCCUGCCCCGCGAGAAACCUUAUGCAGGGUCGCAUCCGUCUUGGUUCCAUUCAUACCCUAUG
Molecule: messenger RNA, 4551 nt
Organism: Ceraceosorus guamensis
Lineage: Eukaryota; Fungi; Basidiomycota; Exobasidiomycetes; Ceraceosorales; Ceraceosoraceae
Product: RhoGAP-domain-containing protein
Exons: 3
Coding region: 283-4392 (1369 amino acids)
Biological process (GO): regulation of GTPase activity; signal transduction
Cellular component (GO): cytoplasm
Molecular function (GO): phosphatidylinositol binding
Source: RefSeq, a predicted model, not a curated record